AUGUCUCAAGCUGGAGCCAUCGUGUGCUUCCGUCCUGAGGGAGACAGAACUAUGUCCCCUCAGCAUUUCCCUCGAGCUCUGGAGAGAAGGCCUUGGCUGUCACCUUCCAGGAAUGUGGACCUUGCUGUCUUCAGCCCCCAGCACUGUCUCACUCCCAACCUCAAUGCUGGCCGGCUCCACCUUCUCCGCAAGGGACUGACCCCUGAAGCCCGGCGGUCCCAACUGGGCAUGUACAACAGCACAGGUUCCCUCAUCCGCAAGGUCACAGAGAUGAGUUGCCUUGGCAACGGCAACUGCCCCAACUCUGGGAGAGUAACGGCUCCGUGUACUCCCGUGAGGAGCAGGCCUCCGCCUUCACUGUGCUCCCCAGGCAGCCGCGUCCCUUUGGUGGCCCCAGUCCCUGGUGGACAAAGCUCUGUGGUGACCUUCCGCUUUAUUGAAAAGGCCAGUGUGAAAACCCUCAAUGGCCUCCCCUUGGCAGAGUCGAAGAGGGAGGGGGGCCUGAGCCGGAGCCUGGAACUUGGGGCAGCCCUCCCCUGUGGCUCCAACAAGCAGGGGAACUGUUGCCAGGCCAUCAUGAAGCAGCAGUGUUCUCCACAGCACAAAGUCCCCACGUCCCCAGAGCCUGCCUCUCGAGCUGCAAGCAUGGACCCUCAAGUGAGGACAGGCAACUGCAGCUCCGCCAGUCCUGGCCCUGCGUGCAAACCAACCCUCAUUGGUCAAGGCCAAGAGCACUUGAGUCACAAGCUGAAGCUAGAGACUUCUGCUUCAGACCCUCUCCUGACUGGAAGUAGGUUCCUUGAGAGUGCACAGUCUUACUUAAGCCUGGGCAGCGGAAGCCCACACCCCCUCAAUGCACACUGCUUCUCCAGCUCCCUUGCCAAUGGGAUGAGCAGCCCUUCCGAGGAUCUCUCGAUGCUCCAAAGAAGCACACAGAGUGGGGAAUGUCAGGGAAGCCCGUGGGCAUAUUCCCAUGAGAGUUCCAGUCAUGCGCAGCGCAUGGCCAAGGCCAAGUGGGAAUUUUUCUAUGGCUCACUGGACCAUCCUGGGGCAGGGAUGCCCCCUCAGAAGGCUCCUGAUCCUCAGUCUCCAACCCUUGAGAAAUCCAGCCGCUCAGCACGGGUAAAACAAGAGAUGAUGACAUCAGAGCACAGUUUGUGUCACGUAGAGGUGGAAAUCGAGAUGGCUCCUUCAGGCAAUCCGAAGCCAGGAAACUGUGAAACCGGAAUUAUCCGCAGAACAGUGAAGUAUUCUGAGACUGACCUGGACUCUGUUCCCUUGAGGUGCUACCAUGAGACCAACAUUGAUGACAUCUUGGCCGAGAAGGAGGAAGUAGAUUCAGCCAUCGAGAGUCAGAAGGACAGUGAGAGCAAUCAGAGCUUCACUGGAACCUUGGGGAGAGGGAGUGUUGUUCCGGGGGAGGCCUUUACUCAGCACAAUCAGGAGGACGAGGGCAAGUGUUUGAAAAAUGGGAUAGAGGUCAAUGAAGACGAUGAAGUGUUUGAAGCCGUACAACAGCAACCAGUGAGGGUCAUGGACAGAGACGCCCAAGGGCUGCUUAAGUCUCCGGUGCCCUUCCUCCUGGGCCACAGUCUAUCCAAAGAUGGCAUGGAUUCGUUCAGCAAACACUUUGAGAGCAUCAUGGAGUCCCACCGAGCCAAAGGCACCUCCUACACCAGCCUCGAUUCCAUCGACAUCCUUUCCUCUCCUGCUCACACACACACUGGCACGUACUUCACCUUUGACCUCCCUACCCUUAGCCCAGAAAUGCAGGAGCAAAUUCGAGACAGUGCCAAGCUCAUCGAGCAGAACUUUGCUCCUCUGGCCCUCCUGGAGCCCGACUCUGGGACUAGUUCUGCCACGGAGGCCCCCUGGACCGAGAGGGAAGAGGAUGCAGGACAAAGCAGGAAGAGCAAUCUGCAGAGUCCUUGCCACUCGGAGGACAGCUUGGGAAUUCCUCUGGCUUCCAUCAUCAGUGAGCAUCCUCUCAGCCAGCUGAUCUCCGACUCGGACUCAGAAUUGGAUAGCACUGAACAGCUGGCUCUAGGCAGCACGGACACCCUCUCCAAUGGGCACAAGGCGGACCUGGAGGCUGCUAAACGCCUGGCAAAGAGGCUGUACAACCUGGAUGGCUUCAAGAAAGCAGACGUGGCCCGCCACCUGGGGAAGAAGUACGUUAACGAUUUUAGCAAAAUGGUCGCAGGGGAAUACCUGAAGUUCUUUGAAUUCACUGGAAUGAGUCUGGACCAGGCGCUUCGGUCCUUUCUGAAGGAAUUGGCCCUCAUGGGUGAGACUCAGGAACGGGAGCGCGUCUUGGCUCAUUUUUCCCAGCGCUAUUAUGAAUGCAACCCCAAAGCCAUCUCCUCUGAGGAUGGAGUUCACACACUGACCUGUGCUCUGAUGCUCUUAAACACAGAUCUUCACGGACACAACAUCGGGAAGCGAAUGUCUUGUUCAGAUUUCAUCGGGAACCUAGAAGGACUCAAUGGAGGGACCGAUUUUCCCCGGGAUCUGCUCAAGGCUCUGUAUAGCUCCAUCAAGAAUGAAAAGCUUCAGUGGGCCAUAGACGAAGAAGAACUGCGCAAGUCCCUUUCAGAACUGGCAGACCCCAACCCCAAGUCCAUCAAACGCAUCAGCAGCUGCAGCAACCCUUUCCUGGACUUCUCCCAGGACCCCAGCAUCGCCACUUACAAGCACGGCCUCCUGGUGCGCAAGAGCCAUGCAGAGCCUGAUUGCAAAAAAACCCCCAGAGGGAAGCGAGGAUGGAAGACUUUCCACGGGAUCCUGAAAGGAAUGAUCCUGUAUCUACAGAAGGAGGAAUACAAGCCUGGGAAGGCCCUGGCAGAGGAGGAGCUAAAGAACGCCAUCAGCAUCCAUCACUGCUUGGCCACCCAAGCGUCCGACUACAGCAAGAGACCCAAUGUCUUCUACCUCAGGACGGCUGACUGGAGGGUCUUCCUCUUCCAGGCGCAGAAUACAGAACAAAUGAAUUCCUGGAUCACACGCAUCAAUGUGGUGGCUGCCAUGUUUUCUGCCCCACCCUUCCCAGCCGCCAUCGGGUCACAGAAGAAAUUCAGCCGCCCCCUCCUGCCCAGCUCCACCACACGGUUGCCUCAGGAGGAGCAACUGAAAAGUCACGAAACCAAAUUCAAAGCCAUGGCCGCUGAGCUGCUGGAACAUCGUGCCUCCCUGCCUGAGAAGAAGGUCAAGGGCAAGGAGUAUGAGGAACUGAAGCAGAAGGAGGAAUACCUGGUGUUUGAGAAAUCACGCUAUGGCAUCUAUGCCACAUUAAUGCGUGCCAAGCUGAAGACUGGCUCUGAAGACCUGGCAGCAUUGGAAGCUACCCUGUUUGACACAGCAGCCAGCACCGAGGACAGCCUCAAGAAGUCCCAGUCCAACCCUACCCUCCAUCAGGAGCCAACCAGCACAGGCCCCAGGGUCAAACGCAACAACCGACAAGCCGCCAGCAGCAACCUGCAGAAGUCCUAGAAGGGGAUGGGAGCCUGCCAGGAGGGUGGCAUGCCUACACCAGUAACCUGCAUGAUUUCAUUCUCCAGAGCCAGGAAACUACACUGCAGCAGGUCAGAGGACAUCUUGCUCAGACCAGGGACUCUGCCAGUUUCACCAGCCAGCAGGAGGGCUGAUGGCCUCUCCCAACCACAGUCCCAGCGUGGGUGGCCUUCUUCCUCUUUCUCGUGGGAUUUGAGACCCUGCCUGGGUGAACGAAGCAACCCUAACAACCCCCAUGUCACAAAACAACAAGGCUGCUUUCCAAAGUCACUCACAACACCCAGGGGAACUACAGCAGAAAGAAAACUGCUCAUUUCUUGGUGCGCGUGUACACGCACGCACACACAAACAAGAGCAAGGGAGGAGGAAAUGGGAUCCUGGUCACCUCCACUCUGAAUCCCUUUUCCCUCCCACUUUCUUACACUUUUUGAGAUAAUGACGUUUUAAAUUUUUUAGUACCUGAUGAGGCUGAACCACACCACAGUUAGGGAAUGUUAAUUUUGAUGUGGGGUGCUGGGCGGGAGUGGGGGAAAUCUACAGGAGUCAAGACAUGCAGAGCUGGUAUUUGGUGGACAGUUUUGUUGCGCUUGGGGUGGGCGAGAACUGUCCACCUCCUCCAGCUACCAGACUAGCACCGAUUGCCUCCAGGAGCGCCAGCAACUCCUGCACCGACACCGCAAUUCCUUCACCAGCAGCAGCUGUCCUAGACUGGCUAGAUUACUUGUGCAUCACCAGCAGGAGCUGGAUCUCAACUGGCCAUAGUGCUUGCUCUGCACACAGGAAACCGACCAGGGUUUGCGAGUGGGCCUCAAAACCAGCACCCGCGGGGUAAAUGGGGGGUGGGGGACAGAAGAUGCCUUCUGAUGAGGCUGUGCAACAAAGCCAUAUGAGGGUGUCGUCCCACAAGCACACCUGAUCUAGUCUCUCUCUCCCACCUCACCAGUAGCUCUCUGUGGAGGAUGGGUAUGCUUUGGCCGCCUUUAGGCGUAGCUCAGUCCUGGCCCACGUGUGAAGCUUUAGAACUGGAGCAACCAGAGCAGAGGAACCCACAUAACACUGCUUUUGGAGCACCUAAACAGGGAAAUUGAAUCUAGUUAGGGCACAGCCAGCAAUGCAGGGAGGGGUUCUCAUGCAGCCAGCCAGGAGGGUUUCCAUCCCCAAAGCCAUUGCUAUCCUUGGCUGCACAGCUGUGCCACAGUGGCCCCUGCACAGAUAACUUUGCUCCUCUAAACUUGCCAUUUCCAAGGGCUUUAAAGGGUAUGGCUCUAAGAAUUACUUGCAACAUGCAUGCAGUAAAGGGAGACUGGUACAGAAAGAAAGCCCAGCUGUCGGGCACAGAGUAAGUGGAGACUCCAAGACCUCAAGGGUCUGAGCCCUGAGGAAAGGAUGGUGCGUUCUGGGGAGAGGGAGGACAGCAAC
Molecule: messenger RNA, 4929 nt
Organism: Eublepharis macularius
Lineage: Eukaryota; Metazoa; Chordata; Lepidosauria; Squamata; Eublepharidae
Gene: PSD
Product: pleckstrin and Sec7 domain containing
Exons: 16
Coding region: 1-3489 (1162 amino acids)
Biological process (GO): regulation of ARF protein signal transduction
Molecular function (GO): guanyl-nucleotide exchange factor activity
Source: RefSeq, a predicted model, not a curated record